Talaromyces stipitatus ATCC 10500 is the source of this 789-nucleotide messenger RNA. Its product is annotated as integral membrane protein, Mpv17/PMP22 family, putative. The coding region runs from base 1 to 789 and encodes 262 amino acids. The transcript has 6 exons. Gene Ontology annotation, cellular component: membrane; cytoplasm. Lineage: Eukaryota; Fungi; Ascomycota; Eurotiomycetes; Eurotiales; Trichocomaceae. The record is from RefSeq and is a predicted model, not a curated record.
AUGUCUUUCAAUAUGCUCGACCGGAUCGAUACCACUCGCCGGAGGGUCUUGAAUGGGUUGAACCGUAGAUACAUUUAUGGACGUUUGCCUCUACUACACACGAUCCUGUUCUUGAUAGAAAUGGCGGUUACCAUGAGGCUGGCAGCCAAAUUCAACUCCUACUAUGCAGACAAGCCAGUUUUAACAACAAUGGUGACGAACGCCGUUCUAGGUGGAAUUGCGGAUACAGUGGCGCAGACUAUCACAGCUUUUCGGAUGCGAUCGAUGAACCGGUCGACGGACCCGGACAGUGGAGUUAUAUCAAUCGAGAUUCAAGAUUUUGAUAAGGAGAAGCCUCCUCAAUGGGGGGAGUUGGGAUAUGCGAAGAAUCGUCCUGCGCCAUUUGAUUUUGAGCGAUUGACUCGAUUUAUGGCGUACGGUUUUUUUAUGGCUCCCAUUCAAUUCCAAUGGUUCAAGUUCCUAUCACGUGCCUUCCCUAUCACGAAGACGUCAGCAACGGGCCCGGCAUUUAAGAGAGUGGCUGUUGAUCAGCUAAUGUUCGCGCCUUUCGGUCUGUUCUGCUUUUUCACUUUCAUGACAAUAGCUGAAGGAGGUGGUCGACGGCAACUUAUGAACAAGUUUCGCGAUGUUUAUCUGCCGACAUUGAAGGCAAACUUUAUUCUAUGGCCUGCUGUCCAGGUACUCAACUUUCGCGUUGUUCCCAUCCAGUUUCAGAUUCCGUUUGUCUCCACUGUUGGAAUUGCAUGGACAGCAUACCUUUCGCUCACCAACUCAGCGGAAGAAGAGUAA